UUAUAAACAGUUUGAUAAAAACAAUCUAGUAAAAAAUUAAAUUAAAUUUUUAAUUAUAUUAAUAUUGUGGUAUAAUAGAUAUUCUUGUGACAUAAUAGAAAAUUUUUUAUAAUUAAAAAAUAUGAUCAAUAAUUUACAACCAGAAUUUUCAUUCUGUUCCUGGUAUAAGCAAUUUAUAAAAUGUUCUUUAGUAGCUACUAUUAUACAAAUUCCUGAUGAAAUUUUGAAAUACUUGGAGUAUGAUAUGUUUUUAUUACCUUUGGAAGCUAUAAAACAUAACUCAUCUGAUAAUGAAUGGAAUGAUUCUUUGCAAAAUGAUGAGGACUCCGAGUAUCAGCCAUCAUUUCCAGAAUUUAGCAAAAGCAUACAAGAUGUAAUUGACGAAUAUGGAUCGAUAUUUGUUAAAAGUAACUGGAGCUCACCUUCUGAUGCAACAUGGGUAGCACCAACAAAGAGUCUACAGUGUAAAACUUUGGAAGAAGUAUAUUUACUGUUAAAGAGUUCGGAUAGAAUAGCAAAUGAUUUAAGCGUUCUUAAACGUUGGUCCGAUAAAGAAAAUUAUCCUAGGCCAUGCUUGGUACUGAAACAGUGGCGAGAUAUAAAUCCUUGUGCAGAGUACAGAUGUUUUGUUAUAGAUGAUGAGCUUGUUGGAAUUAGCCAGAGAGAUAUGUCACAAUAUUAUACCUAUAACGAGUUAGAAAAGUACAAUAUAAAAGCUGAUAUCGAAAAGUUAUUCACAGAACACAUUAAAGGAAAUUUUUCAUUGACUAAUUAUUCAUUUGACGUUAUACGCAAUGAAGAUAAGAAUAUAAAAAUAGUAGAUUUUGGCCCAGUGAACGAAUCUACUACAAAAGGAACUCUUUUUACUUACGAAGAAUUACAAAAUCAUAUUAAUGAUGCACCUGAAUUUAGAUUCAUUGCUCAAGAUAUUGGCAUUCAACCAACACAAACGAGACAUUUCUGCGUUCCGCAAGAAAUUAAUGAAUAUUUCCAAACAUUUAACGGAAGUUUAACGAGUGCUAUUCAAAAGGAAAUAGAAAAACAAAAUCAGGAGCAAGAUAAAGUGAUCGACGGAGAUGAAAAUACUUAAUGUAUAUACAAUUGCACUAAAAUAAGUUCUAAAUCUUGUAUAUAAAACACAAUGUUUUUGUAUUAUUCAUAACUUAAUGAUCGUUCAGUUAUCGAAAUUCAUUAAAGAAGUUGUUUUUCUUUUGUA
This is a messenger RNA of Vespula pensylvanica (western yellowjacket), 1216 nucleotides long. RefSeq names its product cell division cycle protein 123 homolog. Lineage: Eukaryota; Metazoa; Arthropoda; Insecta; Hymenoptera; Vespidae. Bases 122 to 1090 code for a protein of 322 amino acids. Gene Ontology annotation, cellular component: cytoplasm. The record is from RefSeq and is a predicted model, not a curated record. The transcript is spliced from 6 exons.